Messenger RNA from Salvia hispanica, 1566 nucleotides. RefSeq names its product UDP-glycosyltransferase 86A1-like. NCBI's taxonomy places the organism in Eukaryota, Viridiplantae, Streptophyta, Magnoliopsida, Lamiales, Lamiaceae. The record is from RefSeq and is a predicted model, not a curated record. Gene Ontology annotation, molecular function: quercetin 7-O-glucosyltransferase activity; quercetin 3-O-glucosyltransferase activity.
AUGAGAAAAAUGGGUGGGAAGAAGCUACAUGCCAUUAUGAUUGGCUUCUUCUACCAAGGCCAUAUCGCCCCUUUCCAAAAUCUGGCGAUCAAGCUUGCUUCAAGUGGGUGUGCUGUCACGUUCGCCCACAACGAGUUCGUUCACCAUAUGUUAUCCAAAGCUGAAGGUGUUAACGUGGAAAAGGCCGAUCCCUUCCUUGUAGCUCGCCGGUCGGGUCUAGACAUACGCUAUGCCACAAUUAGUGACGGAUUCCCGCCGGAUUUUGACAGGAUAGUCAACUUGGAGCAACACUGGGAGGCUAUUUUUCUCGAUUUCCCAUCACGUGUGGAUAAGUUGAUCGGAGACAUAAUCCACAAAGAUGAUGAGGCUUUUGCGCAUUUCUUGGUUGCUGAUACUUUCUACCCUUGGCCUGCAAGUAUUGCUAGAAAGUACAACAUCUUGAAUGUGUCCUUUUGGACACAGCCGGCUCUGAUGUUUGCAACGUACUAUCACUAUGAUCUUCUUGUAGAGAAGGGCUACUUGCCAAUAAAAGGUGAUGAGGUCGAGAGCAAGGACCCGGCCUUCAAUACCAGCAUAACCAAAAAGAUUGUAGCGGAAGCGUUCGAGCAGGUGAAGCAAGCAGAUUUCAUCCUGAUCAACACCGUAUACGAGCUCGAGCACGAGUUGGUUUCCGAUAUGCACCACAACCAGCCAACAUACGCGGUCGGCCCUCUGAACUUCACCACCGAUGUUGCUCUUCCAAAGAGCCUGUGGGCCGAAGCAGACUUCACCUCGUGGCUCGACUCGAAACCUCGUGGCUCUGUUUUGUAUGUUUCAUUCGGCAGUCUCGCUCACAGCAACCGCCAACUCGCUGAGGAGAUAGCCAACGGGCUUCUCCUCAGCGGAGUCCACUUUGUUUGGGUUAUUCGUGACGACCCACAAGUUUUGCCCGAUGGAUUCGAGGACGAGAGCAAGGAUCAAGGGCUGAUCGUUUCGUGGUGCAAUCAGAGCGCGGUGCUCUCCAAUCCUGCUAUUGGAGGAUUCCUGACGCACUGUGGGUGGAACUCGAUUCUAGAAGCCAUAUGGUGUGGCGUUCCGAUGAUCUGUUAUCCGUUUUUUGCGGAUCAGCCAAGCAACGGGGAAUUAGUGGUUGAUGUUUGGAAGGUGGGGAUUAAUCUCUGCGACGGAACAUCGGUUGAUCGGAGAGAAGUUGCGGAGAAGAUUAAGCAGUUGAUGAGUGCUGAAUCUUCAAACUCUCUGAGGGAUGAGAUGAACAAAAUGAGAGCGUUGAUGCUACGUGCUUUGGAUGAAGAUGGGUCGAUGCAGGCAAAUUUUCUGCAAUUUUUCAACGAUUUGUGGGACAGAGCUGAGGCACGGGCUGAGGAGGCUGAGGAGGAGGUUGAUUCCGACUGAUUCGUUGUUUAUUUCCACGACUAAAACCGAACUGAUAAUAUGGUUUGUGAGAUUUUAAAAGUUCUCGGAAUUUCCGAGCACCAAGUUCUUAGUCAAGGAAUAUUUCCAAGCACAACUAGGAAAUGUUGGCAUUAAGAUGACCAGAUUUUUUUCUAAGCAUUUUGAUGCUCAGAA